This is a messenger RNA of Clavispora lusitaniae ATCC 42720, 972 nucleotides long. It is a transcript of the gene ALG5, whose product is annotated as dolichyl-phosphate beta-glucosyltransferase. Gene Ontology annotation, cellular component: endoplasmic reticulum membrane. Lineage: Eukaryota; Fungi; Ascomycota; Pichiomycetes; Serinales; Metschnikowiaceae. The record is from RefSeq and is a predicted model, not a curated record.
AUGUCGUUUCAAACGUACUCUGUGGCUCUUUUGGUCACAGCGUUCUUGGCUGUUUAUGGCGCUGUCCUCUUUUUCAGCCACCAUCCUCGUCCACCGACUGAAUCAGAACUGAAAUACAUGACCAACGAUGGUAAGGGCCAGGUCCAUAAUUUGCCGCCUAGAGCGCUGCCGCUGGACAAAAUCGAGAAGGGAAAGACGCUUCUCAGUGUUGUUGUACCGUGUUAUAAUGAAACAUCACGUUUGGGGAAGAUGCUAGACGAGGCGGUUGAGUAUUUGGAGAAAAAUCUUAAGGACGAAUACGAGAUUGUUAUUGUUGACGAUGGCAGUAGCGAUGGCACAGCAGACUUUGCGUUGGAAAAGGCUACUAUGUUGAAUCUUUCGCCACAUGUGUUGAAGGUCGUCAGAUUAUCGCAGAAUAGAGGUAAAGGCGGUGCUGUCAGGCACGGUAUAUUGCAUGGCAAAGGAAAAUAUCUCUUGUUUGCAGACGCCGACGGUGCCACUAAGUUUGGUGACUCGGGACGUUUGUUGGAAUUUUUACAGUCCCAACCAGAGGGAAAGCCGGCCAUUGCUAUUGGCCUGCGAGCUCAUAUGGUGAACACUGAUGCUGUGGUGAAACGGUCUCUUGUGAGGAACUUCUUGAUGUAUGGACUUCAUACUUUGGUUUUCAUUUUUGGUAUUCGCCAGAUCCAAGACACCCAGUGCGGUUUCAAGAUGUUCAACCGUGAAUCGGCACAAAUCAUUUUUCCCCACAUGCAUACUGAACGUUGGAUUUUCGACGUUGAAGUGCUUCUUCUCGGUGGAAUGCAAGGUGUUGAAAUGAAAGAAAUCCCCGUGAAUUGGCAAGAAAUUGAUGGCUCUAAAGUCGAUUUAGCCAGAGACUCUAUACAAAUGGCGAUUGAUUUGGUUGUUACCAGAAUGGCAUACUUGAUGGGGGUGUAUGGGCUUGAUGAAAGCGGGCACAAAUCAGCAUAG